Messenger RNA from Abrus precatorius (Indian licorice), 1380 nucleotides. RefSeq names its product putative ETHYLENE INSENSITIVE 3-like 4 protein. The transcript has a single exon. NCBI's taxonomy places the organism in Eukaryota, Viridiplantae, Streptophyta, Magnoliopsida, Fabales, Fabaceae. Gene Ontology annotation, cellular component: nucleus. The record is from RefSeq and is a predicted model, not a curated record. Bases 1 to 1380 code for a protein of 459 amino acids. Gene Ontology annotation, molecular function: DNA-binding transcription factor activity; DNA binding.
AUGGUGUUGAUCAACGAAGAGAUUGAUCCUUACGCACAAGAAGAAAUCACUGAAGAGGACAGCGAAGCUGAAUGCAUCGACUAUGACCAGCUCAAGAAACGCAUGUGGAAGGACAGGAUCUUGCUACAGAAGCUGAAGGAAAAACGAGACAAAGAAGAGCCAGACCAAAAUGCAAAACAAGAAGCUUCAAGACGCAAGAAGAUGUCAAGAGCACAAGAUUCUGUCCUCAAGUACAUGGUGAAGAUCAUGGAAGUUUGCAACGCCCAAGGUUUUGUCUAUGGUAUCAUUCCAGAGAAGGGAAAGCCAGUGUCUGGUUCUUCUGACAGCUUGCGAGAGUGGUGGAAAGACCAAAUCCGCUUUGACCAAAAUGCCCCUGUUGCCGUUUCUAAGUACUUGCCACUCCUUGAGAAGGGUGAGAUGGAUCUAACUUCUUAUAUACACCUCCUUCAAGACCUACAAGACUCUACUUUGGGCUCUCUCCUCUCUGCUCUCAUGCAACACUGUAUCCCUCCACAAAGAAGGUUCCCUUUGGAAAGAGGAAUAACUCCACCUUGGUGGCCCACAGGAGAAGAAAUUUGGUGGGGUGAGCAAGGGCUUCUGGCCCAAGAACAUGGCCCACCACCUUAUAAGAAGCCUCAUGAUUUGAAAAAGGCUUGGAAAGUCUCUGUCUUAGCUGCAGUUAUCAAACACAUUUCUCCUGAUUUGGGUAAACUUAGAAGGUUGGUUACUCAGUCCAAGACCUUGCAAGAUAAGAUGACAGCCAAGGACAAUGCUACUUGGUCUAAAGUAGUGAAUCAAGAAGAAGUUUUGCUUAAACUAACUGAGAAGUGCCUCAAAAUAUCUUCAGAGAAAGAUGACAACAAUGAGGAAGGUGAAAGUUCUGCUCAAGUUUUAAAUGUUGUGGAUGAACCCUCCUCCUUAGGUAGCAGAUCAAGUGAGAAGAGGAAGUGUGUUUUUGAUGGUGGCGUUACCGUGGAUAAGCUAUAUGCUUGUCAAAAUUUCGAGUGUCCACAAAGUGAGAUGUCUAUGGGGUUUAGAGAUAAAAACUCUAGGAUGGACCAUGAAUCCCUUUGUGCUUACCGCACAGAAGAAAGCCAUGUUCCUUUCCUUGGUUCUCUCUCCAAUGAUGCACCACUCGCAACCUUAGAUGAUUGGAUGAAUAUGGCUAAUCUUAGCGAUGUGAGCGGGGGAAAGAUUGCUGGUGGGAGUGAGACACUAGACCACAAUAAUGCAGGAUAUUGGCUUAAUGGUAUUGAUGAUCUUGAAUUGCAAGCAGCACUAGAGAUGGUAAGAGAUAAUGUGGACUUGACUCAAAAUCUAGCACAAGCACUGAUUCCACAAGGCCAAGAGGAUGCAACUUCAAUGUGGGACUUAACUUAA